UCUUUUUUGGAGAAACUAUCCGUAACCUGCUCUGCUAAUAUAAUAUGACCUCCAUUUAACAACAGAAUACUGCCAUUUCAUCUCAUGCAAAAUCAGCCUGCUGUCUUUAUAAUGCUGCUUCCUGAUAACGUGUUCUAGUUUUACUCAGGGUACAGUAAACCUUCUGGCAAGCUGCGCUGACUUACGGUGUAGGAAGAUAAUCAGAGAGCUUGAUCCAAAGGCAAUGGAAAGACUUCUGAGACAGGAUUAAUCACAUCUAACUUUAGAUGACUACAUUGGAUUGCUUGUAUGCGAACUUGUUUUCAGGACUCCCUUUAUAAUGUGCUGAGAGGAGCUGUGACCUUUUGAGGCUCAGGCACAGAUCUUCACUUCCUACAUCUGAAUGCCACUUCUGAAAUGAUUUCUAGGAAUGUUGGACAGGGUUCUGAAAAUGCAAACACUACAAACAACUCCAGAAGUUCUGACCUCUUUCCUGUGGAGCAAAACAGUAGCGUGCAAGGGGCUAAUUGUUCAUCCAAUCUCUCUAUUGCCUCAACCACACAAUCUACAGCAACAUCUGCAGCAGAGGAACUGAAUUUCCUAAUUGUAACAAGGUACCCUCCUAACAACCACUCAGCCCGCCAACACCACUCAGCCCGCCAACACCACUACAUCUGUCACCACUGCUCCUCAGUCCAUCAAAACCAGCGAGACAACGGUAUCAACCACAGUUUCAACAGUCACAUCCUCACAACUCAACAGUAUGAUGACCGCUUCCAAACUUUCUUCUGCUUCUGUAACAGAGACAGCGAGCAGCUGGAUCAAUUGCUCAUAAAAUCACCAUCUUAUGGAUUGAUGCUUGUAGGCUACAGGAAUCACAUAGUUGUCAACCAGCUCCUAAAGAAAAUUAAUGCUGCACCGAAAUCUGAGACUGUCAUAGCCAAAACCUCCGGAUUUGAUGUGGGUAGUUUUGUAGGUGGCAUUGUGCUGACACUUGGAAUCCUAGUUAUUCUCUACAUUGGAUGCAAAACAUAUCACUCUAGAAGAGGCAUUCAGUACAGAACCAUUGAUGAACAUGAUGCCAUCAUUUAAAGAGACUUCAGGGAAGGCAGUGGAGGAAACCCAACCUAUCAGUCACAGCUGUUUUAACUUACUUACGCAAAGAGUUCCUUCUACAAAGAUGAUCACUGUCUGUAAAGCUCUCUGUGGGUCUGAUCUUGCAGAAUGCUGAGAAUCUCUUAAGCAUUCCUGAUUUUUACGUUGGCUUUGGUAAGAGGAGGAGGAACUCAGCACUUUGUAGAAAUAGGGUUUUUUUUUGUCCCAGUGCUUGUAAUCAAAUUUAAAGAAACACACACACUGUGUCAUUUAAAGAUGCACAGACUUGUGUGAGAUGCCAAAUCACUAGCAGAAUUGAUUACACACCUAAUUAAAAUUUUAAUUAGGUUGAAUUAUUGCUCACACAUUCCCAUAAAUCCAAUGUAUUUUGUAAUGAGUAUGAUAUGCUAAGUAAUUUAGAGGCCUGUUUUAAGAGCAAGCACAGAUUUUUGCAAGUAAAACGCAAGAGUUUUUUUCUUACUCUUUUGUAUUAAAUUGCAUUUAUUUUAAGUUUGAUGUUACAUUUAACAAAUUUUGCAUCUCAGACAAUUAAGUUCAUUUUUAAACUAGUAUAGGGACAGGGUUUGCUAACUGUAUAGAAGAUGAUAAUGAACACCUGUUUUUAAAACUUCAGUCAUCAGCUCAGUGAUCUGCAGAGACUUUCCCAAACACUGUAUAGAGUGAAACUAGCUGUGGGAAUCUUGGGCAGAUUGGAGAUACCAUUCACAAAAGAAUGUCUUUCUCUGAAUGGGCUUGAUAGGAAAACACACUAUGCAAUCCUUAGCUUUUAUAUGGCAUGUCCUGUUGUCAAAAGGGACAAAGUAAAGGGAUAAAGUCAAAAGGGAAGAAGUAAUUACAGCUGUCAUAAAUAUGGAGUGUCCUGCUAAAAAUAGCUAUAGGUUGCAUGUAGCCAUCACUUCACUGUUAGUAUUAUAAGGAAGCUGUAUCCAGUAUUUUAGCAUUUGGUUAAACAUUGAUAGUGACCCAGGGAAACAGAAAAGCUGUAGGACAGCAUUUUAAAAGAAUGCAGUUCCCUGCAUUUUUGCAGGGUGCAUACAUGUGCAGAGGCCUGGUCAAAAGCCUACCGAAGGCAACAGUAGCUGCCAAGGACUUUUGGAUUAAGUCUGAAGUACACUGGUAAAAACAGCUGUACUGUUGCUGUACAGCUAUAUGCAAGACUGCUGCUGCCUUACUACCCUUGCAUUUACACUAGGGUAAACCUACUGACUCGUAGGUGGACGCCUAAUUUUCACUGGUGUAAAGAAAAUUAGAGUGAAUGACGCUGAAAAAUACAGAUCUGAAUCUCCUCUAGAUCAGUAAUUGUUCAGUCCUACUCCAUUUCCCUUUGUAGAUGCUGCUCAGGUGAAGAGUGGUGGUGUGUUGAGACUCCUGGUUACUGCUGGCACUUGUCCAUCACCCAGUGCAGAAGAGGGAGGUGGUGAUAGCUGUGGAAGGUCAGGAAGGGAACUGGGUAUGCAUGGCUGGCAGGGAUCCAGGAUGCAGUGCAUCAGAGGAAAUAAAUACAGCUCUGGCACUGUUUUUUUUUUUUUUUAAUUUUUUGUUAAGCAACAGUUUAUUCAAGACUUGCACUUUUGUGAACCUUUAAAAUUGCUGUGUGGAUGAUUUUUCCCUUUUUUGUAUAGAGUAAUAAAACCUUUCUGUUUGAGGCACAGCAAAGCCCAGCAAAACCUGGUUUAUCUACUAGCACCAGCAGCUCAUGUGAGACUGGGACUGCAUGACUACCUUGUUUUUUAAUAAAAUUAAGGUGUUUUGGGGGGGGGGGG
This is a messenger RNA of Struthio camelus australis, 2858 nucleotides long. Lineage: Eukaryota; Metazoa; Chordata; Aves; Struthioniformes; Struthionidae. The record is from RefSeq and is a predicted model, not a curated record.